CACUCRGCUCACAGCAGUGCUGAGUGCGGGGCAGGAGGCUCAGCUUUGUCAUCUUAGUUUGGACGCGAACAACAUCAGCUGUGACAUCCAAAACUACCCCUCCUGCAGCCACCAUGGUGGCCAAGGAUUAUCCCUUUUACCUGACAGCCAAGAGGGCAAACUGUGCCCUGGAAGCACAGGCAGCGGCCAGCCCAGCUAAAGAGACAGAGGAGCCGAGCACCAAGCGGGUGAAGCCUCUUUCCCGAGUUACGUCGCUAGCAAGCCUCAUUCCUCCCGUACGGACCACUCCCCUGAAGCGCUUCAGCCAGACGCUUCAGCGUUCCAUCAGUUUCCGUAGUGAGAGUCGCCCAGAUCUGCUGAGUCCACGACCGUGGUCUCGAAAUAUGCCUCCAGCUAACACCAAGCGAAGAGACAGCAAACUGUGGAGCGAGACCUUUGAUGUUUGUGUCAAUCAUAUGCUUACAUCUAAAGAAAUCAAGCGCCAAGAGGCUAUAUUUGAACUCUCCCAGGGAGAAGAAGACUUGAUAGAAGAUCUGAAGUUAGCAAAAAAGGCAUAUCGUGACCCUAUGCUUAAACUUUCCAUAAUGACAGAGCAAGAGUUGAACCAAAUUUUUGGAACACUGGACUCUUUAAUUCCUCUACAUGAAGAUCUUCUAAGGCGGCUUCAAGAAGUCAGRAAGUCUGAUGGAUCAACAGAACAUGUUGGCCAUAUUCUUGUGGGUUGGCUUCCUUGCCUAAACUCCUACGAUAGUUACUGCAGCAAUCAAGUAGCAGCCAAAGCUUUACUGGAUCACAAAAAACAAGAUCACAGAGUGCAAGAUUUCCUACAGCGGUGCUUAGAGUCUCCGUUUAGUCGCAAGCUGGACCUUUGGAAUUUCCUUGACAUCCCAAGAAGCCGGUUGGUUAAGUACCCCUUACUGCUCCGAGAGAUUUUGAGACAUACACCAAAUGAUCACCCAGAUCAGCAGCACCUUGAAGAAGCUAUAAAUAUAAUCCAGGGUAUAGUGGCUGAAAUCAACAUAAAGACGGGUGAAUCUGAAUGCCAAUACUACAAAGAAAGACUUAUUUAUCUUGAAGACGGCCAAAGGGACUCACUGAUUGAUAAUUCGCGUGUUGUGUGCUGCCACGGUGAACUGAAGAAUAACAGGGGAGUGAAACUACAUGUCUUCCUCUUUCAAGAAGUGCUGGUAAUUACUCGAGCUAUCACCCAUAAUGAACAGCUCUGCUACCAGCUCUACCGGCAGCCAAUUCCAGUGAGGGAUCUUGUGCUGGAAGAUUUGCAAGAUGGAGAGGUGCGAGUGGGUGGAUCCAUCCGUGGUGCAUUUAGCAACAAUGAGAGAAUCAAAAACUUCUUUAGAGUCAGCUUCAAAUGUGGAUCUCAAAGCCAGUCUCACUCACUACAAGCCAAUGACUCCUUCAACAAACAGCAGUGGCUUAACUGUAUCCGACAGGCCAAAGAGAAGGUUACAUGUGCAGGAAAAGCCAGAGUGCAGAACUUGGAAGCACAUUUUCUUUUGUCACCAAAUGGAAGCAGAGUAUCCCAGGGAGAAACCAGCCUUGAGCAAAUGGACCAAUCAGACAGCGAGUCAGACUGUUGUAUGGACACCAGUGAGAACAACAUCGACUGUGAACGCAUGGAACAGACAAACUCUUGUGAAAGUGAAAAACAAUUAGAAACUGAUGUUUGACAAAAAUUAAAGCUCAUGGAAGAAAGCCUGUGUCUUACCUGUACAGUAUUUGCAUUCCAUACAUGGAACCCUUUGGAGAAGCACUUUUGAAAUAUUCUUUGUGACAGUGUCAACGCAGUCCUCCUUGUAUUUGUACCUAUGAGUGUAGUACUGUAUCUGCCAAUCUGUGUAAGCUGGAGUCUCUUGCAGCUCAUAUCCUGUGAUUAUAUUCCAUAAACAUCUAAGGUGGAUGAAAGAGGUACUUGACCAGUUAUUCUCAAAGUCCUACUGUAAACAGAAUCUCUAAACUACUGUUUAGUUGUGCAUUACAUAGUGGGKUUUUUUUUGUAGUUUGUAAAGUGCUUUAUUUGCACUUUAAUCUUGCAGCUGAUAACAUGGACUUAAUAUAGGGUUUCAGGAUGGCUAUCAAAAUCAUAAGUUUUCACAAAGGCCUACAAGAAAAUUUUUUUUUUUUUUGGGAGGGGAGGGCCGGGAGAAAGCAAAAUAUCUUUCASUAACCUAUGCCCCUCUUGUUGGAUUAAAUGAGCUAGAAAUAUAGAUGGCGGGCCAUAUAACCAUGGGUUCUAAAGGGGUUCGUUUUUCAAAAUGAAGAACUUGAACCAAAAACCAUUAACCAACAUUAGUCUGUUCAGUUAAAGUAGGUGGCAUAAUGCCAUCAUCAAAGCACGUAAUGCUAAAAAUAAUCAACUGAAAAGCUACAGUUAGCACUGAAUUAAAUCAAAUGCUGCAAAUACUAGCUAUUUGUAAAUGAGUUGCUAGUUUUCCUUCAGUGCCAUAUAUAUCUUUAUUACCCCAAAAGAACAAAAACUAAGGAAGCCUCUGCUUGUGAAUAGGCCCUCUUCAGCAUUUUGCACUCUGAUGACUUCUUGGUUUCAAUACCACUAAAGUAAUUUUAAAACAAUUAAGUUUCUGUAAAUGACUGUUUACA
Molecule: messenger RNA, 2616 nt
Organism: Nothoprocta perdicaria
Lineage: Eukaryota; Metazoa; Chordata; Aves; Tinamiformes; Tinamidae
Gene: ARHGEF3
Product: Rho guanine nucleotide exchange factor 3
Exons: 10
Coding region: 114-1688 (524 amino acids)
Biological process (GO): intracellular signal transduction; positive regulation of Rho protein signal transduction
Molecular function (GO): guanyl-nucleotide exchange factor activity
Source: RefSeq, a predicted model, not a curated record